Messenger RNA from Hyaena hyaena (striped hyena), 4338 nucleotides. RefSeq names its product huntingtin interacting protein 1 related (gene HIP1R). The record is from RefSeq and is a predicted model, not a curated record. Gene Ontology annotation, cellular component: clathrin-coated vesicle; actin cortical patch. Gene Ontology annotation, biological process: clathrin coat assembly; endocytosis; actin filament organization. The transcript is spliced from 31 exons. The coding region runs from base 69 to 3257 and encodes 1062 amino acids. NCBI's taxonomy places the organism in Eukaryota, Metazoa, Chordata, Mammalia, Carnivora, Hyaenidae. Gene Ontology annotation, molecular function: clathrin-cargo adaptor activity; phosphatidylinositol-3,5-bisphosphate binding; phosphatidylinositol-3,4-bisphosphate binding.
GGCGGGCGGCGGUGACGCGCUCAGUCGCGCGGAGCCGGGCCGGGAGCGCGGACGGCGACGGCGGCAGGAUGAACAGCAUCAAGAGCGUGCCGGCGCGGGUGCUGAGCCGCAGGCCGGGCCACAGCCUGGAGGCCGAGCGCGAGCAGUUCGACAAGACCCAGGCCAUCAGCAUCAGCAAAGCCAUCAACACCCAGGAGGCCCCCGUGAAGGAGAAGCAUGCGCGGCGCAUCAUUCUAGGCACUCACCAUGAGAAGGGGGCCUUCACCUUCUGGUCCUACGCCAUCGGCCUGCCCCUUCCCAGCAGCUCCAUCCUCAGCUGGAAGUUCUGCCACGUGCUGCACAAGGUCCUCCGAGACGGGCACCCGAAUGUGCUGCAUGACUGCCAGCGCCAUCGGAGCAACAUCCGGGAGAUCGGAGAUCUGUGGGGACAUUUGCAUGACCGCUACGGACAGCUGGUGAAUGUGUACACCAAACUCUUGCUGACCAAAAUCUCCUUCCACCUCAAGCACCCUCAGUUUCCUGCGGGCCUAGAGGUGACAGACGAAGUGUUGGAGAAGACUGCUGGGACUGACGUCAACAACAUCUUCCAGCUCACUGUGGAGAUGUUUGAUUACAUGGACUGUGAGCUGAGGCUUUCCGAAUCAGUUUUCCGGCAGCUCAACACAGCCAUCGCUGUGUCCCAGAUGUCCUCAGGCCAGUGCCGCCUGGCCCCCCUCAUCCAGGUCAUCCAGGACUGCAGCCACCUCUACCACUACACAGUCAAGCUCAUGUUCAAGCUGCACGCCUGUCUCCCAGCUGACACCCUGCAAGGCCACAGGGACCGGUUCCAUGAGCAGUUUCACAGGUACGGCUCGGGCAGGGAGGAGGCCGCGAGCACCUCCCACUCAUUGCCCCUCCCCCAGGGGCCUCCCAACUUCCUGCGGGCCUCGGCACUGGCCGAGCACAUCAAGCCUGUGGUGGUGAUUCCCGAGGAGGCCCCUGAGGAUGAGGAGCCCGAGAACCUCAUCGAGAUCAGCACGGGGCCCCCAGCUGGGGAGCCGGCGGUGGUGGCUGACCUCUUUGAGCAGACGUUCGGACCCCCCAAUGGCUCCUUGAAGGAUGACAGGGACGUGCAGAUCGAGGCCCUGCAGAGGGAGGUGGAGGCGCUCCGUGCGGAGCUGGAGAAGAUCAAGCUGGAGGCCCAGCGCUACGUGUCGCAGCUGAAGGGCCAGGUGAACGCGCUGGAGGCCGAGCUGGAGGAGCAGCGCAAGCAGAAGCAGAAGGCGCUGGUGGACAACGAGCAGCUGCGCCACGAGCUGGCCCAGCUGCGGGCGGCGCAGCGCGAGGGCGAGCGGAACCAGGGCCUGCGCGAAGAGGCCGAGAGGAGGGCCAGCGCCACCGAGGCGCGCUACCAGAAGCUCAAGGAGAAGCACAGCGAGCUCAUCAGCACGCACGCCGAGCUGCUCAGGAAGAACGCGGACACGGCCAAGCAGCUGACGGUGACGCAGCAGAGCCAGGAGGAGGUGGCGCGGGUGAAGGAGCAGCUGGCCUUCCAGAUGGAGCAAGUGAGACGGGAGUCCGAGCUGAAGCUGGAGGAGCAGACUGACCUGCUAGAGAAGCUCAGGAGGGAGCUGGAGGCCAAGGCAGGGGAGCUGGUGCGCACCCAGGAGGCCCUGAGCCGCACGGAGCAGAGUGGCUCGGAGCUGAGCUCGAGGCUGGACGCACUGAAUGCCGAGAAGGCCGAGCUGAGCAGCGAGGUGCAGCGUCAGGAGGCAGACCUUCGGGCGGCCCAGGGCCUGGUGCGAGAGAAGGAGGAGGCGCUGAGCCGGGAGCAGCAGCGCGGCUCUCGGGAGACAGCUGAGCUGCAGAGGCGGCUGGCAGACAAGGAGUCUCAGGAGCAGGAGCUGCAGCAGAGGCUCGUGGACGAGCAGUUUGCGGUGCUCCGGGCCACCGCCACCGAGGCCGAGCGCAUCCUGCAGGACGCCGUGGCCAAGCUGGAUGACCCCCUGCACCUGCGCUGCACCAGCUCCCCAGACUACUUGGCAAGCAGGGCCCAGGCAGCCCUGGACGCCGUGAGCGCCCUGGAGAAGGGCCAUGCCCAGUACCUGGUGUCCAGGUCAGACGCCUCUGCGCUGGUGGCAGCCCUGACGCAGUUCUCCUACCUGGCCGCAGACACCAUCGUCCAUGGCGGUGCCACCUCCCACCUGGCACCCACCGACCCUGCCGACCGCCUGAUUGACACGUGCAGGGAGUGUGGGGCCCGGGCUCUGGAGCUCGCGGGGCGGCUGCAGCAGCAGCACACCCUGCAGCAGGCGCAGCCGGGCCUGGUACGGACCCCACUGCAGGGCAUCCUGCGGCUGGGCCAGGAGCUGAAGCCCAAGAGCCUGGAUGUGCGUCAGGAGGAACUUGGGGCCAUGGUGGACAAGGAGAUGGCGGCCACAUCCGCGGCCAUCGAAGAUGCUGUGCGGAGGAUCGAGGACAUGAUGAACCAGGCCCGCCAUGCCAGCUCUGGGGUGAAGCUAGAGGUGAACGAAAGGAUCCUCAAUUCCUGCACAGACCUGAUGAAGGCCAUCCGGCUCUUGGUGACAACGUCCACCAGCUUGCAGAUGGAAAUUGUGGAGGGCGGCAGGGGGGCAGCCACGCAGCAGGAAUUUUAUGCCAAGAACUCCAGGUGGACUGAAGGCCUCAUCUCUGCCUCCAAGGCCGUGGGCUGGGGAGCCACGCAGCUGGUGGAGUCGGCCGACAGAGUGGUGCUCCACACGGGCAAGUAUGAAGAGCUCAUCGUCUGUUCGCAUGAGAUCGCAGCCAGCACGGCCCAGCUGGUGGCAGCGUCCAAGGUGAAGGCAGACAAACACAGCCCGCACCUGAGCCGCCUGCAGGAGUGCUCCCGCACCGUCAACGAGAUGGCGGCCAACGUGGUGGCCUCCACAAAGUCAGGCCAGGAGCAAAUCGAAGAAAGAGACACCAUGGAUUUCUCCGGCCUGUCCCUCAUCAAGCUGAAGAAGCAGGAGAUGGAGACCCAGGUUCGCGUCCUGGAGCUGGAGAAGACGCUGGAGGCGGAGCGCGUGCGGCUGGGAGAGCUGCGCAAGCAGCAUUACGUGCUGGCUGGCGGCGUGGGGGUGCCGAGCGAGGAGGAGCACAGCCGACCCAGUGCUGCCCCCCGCAGCGGGACCACCAAGAAGCCGCCCCUGGCCCAGAAGCCCAGUGUGGCCCCCAGGCAGGACCAGCAGCUGGACAGAAAGGACGGAGUCUACCCGGCUCAGCUUGUGAACUACUAGGCUCCCGAGGGGCCAGUGGGCGGGCCUGGGCCUGGGGCGGCUGCUGGAGCCUCCGAGCGGCGCAGGCUUUCACCCCACCGCCCGGACCAGUGUCCCCGAGGUCCCCAGCCCUCACCGAACCCAAAGGAUCAUGGGCCGGUUCUCCAUCCACAACAGGCACUCGUGAGCGCAGCCAGGACCCAGCAGGCCUGAGCCACAAAGUGUUCAGGAAAUACAUGGAACAUGUGUAACAUUCGGAGCUCGAGCUUUCUUUUGGGUCUGUUCACCCUGAGCCGCAGGGCCGCACCAGAGGGAGUUUGGGCAGGACCUGCCCUGCUUUUUGAAUUCAAGGUCUGAGAUCCCUGCUGGCUGUUGGGGACACGGGCAAGACGUCCCCUAUUUGUUGCCUUCCCGGGUCACUGACUCCAUGGAGAUGGGGUGAGGGUGGCCUCCAGCAAAGCGACUGCUCUAGAGUGGCCUAGUAUUGCCUGUUCUCCUUGGGCCUCACUCCACGGGCCUCGGGGAUGGGCAUGUGGAGGACGACACUCCUUGAGGGAGAUGUGGGCCAGGCACUGCCACCAAGCCCCGUGAGCACAGGUGCUGUGCUGUCACUCCAGGGGUCUGUUCUGCCGCGACCUGGGCUGACCCUCCUGUGUCUCAGGCCCCCGAUCUGGCUGCUCCUGCCCUGGAGGCCCGUUCUGCCUGUUUCCCAUUGCACCCCCCCCCACUCCCCCCUGCCCUCCACCUCCCUCCCCACUAGUUGAUGGCCAGCCCUCCUGAAGGCCCCCCCAGCUCAGCCACAAAAAGCCCAAGAACUAGGUCGCCUGCUUGCCAUCCCCCAGGUCAAGGGCACCUUGUGCCCCACAGGAAGGGGCCUCCCGCAGCCUGGCAACAGCCCCACCCCAUCAGGAGGAAGAAAUUAGAGAGACAGACACAGACACAGACAGACACACGCGCAUGCACCCUCCCCGCCCCCCGCCAGCAGGUUGGUCCAGCACCAGCCACGGUCUGGAGGGGAGCAAGGGAGCAAGCUCUUCUGCUUUGCUUUUAAUCUUUCCUUGUGUUGAAGUCAGACUGGCAAUAAAAUGCACUUGGACUGUCA